CACCACCCAGCUACCCGGAGCUCUUCCCUAGGACCCAGCCUUUCUGCCCAAGCUGUGGUCAGCUCCUCCAGAGCAGCUUUCACUAGCCAUGGGAAUGGCCAGGAAAAGAAGUCUGUGGCCAGGGGUCUGGGGCGGUCUGGUGUAGAUAACUCCCUGGAAGAAGCUGCUACUGAGAACCGCGUGAAACCCUCACUUCCUCUGUGUAUGUAGCUUUCCAGCCACAAGCAGCCGAGCAGUGGGGCGGGCAGAAGAAGGCCCAGCCGCCAGAGCACCAGCCCAGCCAUGGCCUCUGAGCAGGUCCACCAAGUGCUGCAUGACUUUUCUGGGAUUGCUUCCUUCCUGGAAAACUACAGCGCUUGCUAUGACUUGGAAGAAGAUGAGAAUGACUCCUGCUGUGCUUCCCCACCCUGCCCACAGGACUUCAGCUUGAAGUUCGACCAGACCUUUCUACCAGCCCUGUACAGCCUCCUUUUUCUCCUGGGGCUGGUGGGCAACGGCGCCGUGGCGGCAGUGCUGCUGAGCCAGCGGGCGGCCCUGAGCAGCACUGACACCUUCCUGUUGCACCUGGCCGUGGCAGACACACUGCUGGUGUUGACGCUGCCACUCUGGGCAGUGGAUGCUGCCAUCCAGUGGGUCUUUGGCUCUGGCCUCUGCAAAGUGGCAGGUGCUGUCUUCAAUAUCAAUUUCUACGCGGGGGCCCUCCUGCUGGCCUGCAUCAGCUUUGACCGCUACCUGAGCAUAGUGCAUGCCACCCAACUCUACCGCAGGGGCCCACGGGGCCGUGUGGCCCUCACCUGCAUAGCUGUCUGGGGGCUCUGUCUGCUCUUUGCCCUCCCAGACUUCAUCUUCCUGUCAGCCAACUAUGACGAGCGCCUCAAUGCCACCCACUGCCAGUAUAACUUCCCGCAGGUGGGCCGCACAGCUCUGCGGGUACUGCAGCUGGUGGCUGGUUUCCUGCUGCCUCUGCUGGUCAUGGCCUACUGCUAUGCCCGCAUCCUGGCAGUGCUGCUGGUCUCCAGGGGCCAGCGACGCCUACGAGCCAUUCGGCUGGUAGUGGUGGUAGUGGUGGCCUUUGCCCUUUGCUGGACUCCCUACCACCUGGUGGUGCUGGUGGACACCGUCAUGGAGCUGGGGGCCCUGGCCCGCAACUGUGCCCGAGAGAGCCAGGUGGACAUAGCCAAGUCAGUCACCUCAGGCCUGGGCUACAUGCACUGCUGCCUCAACCCGCUGCUCUAUGCCUUUGUGGGUGUCAAGUUCCGAGAGCGUAUGUGGAUGCUGCUCUCACGCCUGGGCUGCCCCAAUUGGAGAGGCCUCCAGUGGCAGCCGUCAUCUUCCCGCCGGGAUUCAUCCUGGUCUGAGACCACAGAGGGCUCCUAUUCUGGCUUGUGAGGCUGCAAUGAGGGCUCUUGUUUAACUCCUACAGUCUGACUCUCCCCAUGUUCCUGUCUCCUCCCUCCCUUUCUGCUGGGACUAGCUCUGGCUUUCCCCACAGCCUGGCUCCUGGGAUUCACUGGCAGCUCCAGCAUCGCCCCGUCUCCUGGGAAGCCACCCUCCCAGCUCUGGGGGCUGCACCACUGUUGCUCCUUAGCUGCCAAGCCUCACCCUGCUGCUUCAGAGAUGGCUACCAAGAGCCCCAUUGCUCUUCUCAUUCAGAAACCAGAACUUGGCCUUCCCUGUGUGCAGGGUAAGGAGUGUAGAGGACACUGCCCCUGUGGGGCUGCUGCCCAGGUCUCCAGCUCAGCAGUGACUGUGGUCCCCAAGAUCUCUGUUCAUUUCUACUUUUGUCUAAAAUCCUGCUUAAACCUUUUAAUAAACAAG
Messenger RNA from Nycticebus coucang (slow loris), 1818 nucleotides. It is a transcript of the gene CXCR3, whose product is annotated as C-X-C motif chemokine receptor 3. Lineage: Eukaryota; Metazoa; Chordata; Mammalia; Primates; Lorisidae. The coding region runs from base 283 to 1389 and encodes 368 amino acids. Gene Ontology annotation, biological process: regulation of leukocyte migration; G protein-coupled receptor signaling pathway; immune response. Gene Ontology annotation, molecular function: C-X-C chemokine receptor activity. The transcript is spliced from 2 exons. The record is from RefSeq and is a predicted model, not a curated record. Gene Ontology annotation, cellular component: membrane.